CUUCAAUUUGGAGCCACAAGGAAGAAGUAAACUCGCAAAACAGUGGUGUGUUUGUGUGGUACAUUAACUUAUCCCUCACCCCUGGUAUCGCGUUUUCGCCUACCUUCGUUCCCUGAAAAAAAUGAUGGCUUCAUCGUCAUCUCUAAUGGCGACUCUUCCUCAUUCAUCUUCUUCCAUUGUCACUACUAGAAAUGAUUCUUCGUCAAGACCACGCUCAAAUCUUGUUUUCCCUCGUACUUCUGUUAGUGUCAAAACGUCUACUAGAUUCACUCCAAGACGUCCAUCUGUAUCUCUCCGCCAAAGUAAUUUUGUUGGGCAGAGGUGUCUGCGUGAAGGUGGAACUGGAAAGUUGCAGUCUCGUAUGAGCAGGAAAAGUGUAUGGAAACAGUAUAAUUCUAUUUUGGGUGAUCCAGUCAGUACAAGGAGCUUGCAAGAAAGACCAACGUGCAUUUCUUGUUUCCCAGAUCAUCACAGGCAUAGAUGCAAUGCUAAGUCACUUUUGCGCGGAUUCUUGCAUGACAAGUCAAAUUUCCACUUGUCAAAGUUAUCGUCAAGCGAACUAUCUCCAGUUCAUGUUGCAUAUGCAACUCCAGGUCCGGAUGAGCCACAUGUUGCUAGUCCAACCUGGACAGAUGCCAUCAUAGAUAAACAAGGAGUAGAUUUCUUGGAUCCCGAAGCUUCAAAAGUAGAUUUAGAGGGAUUUUUAAGAUAUCCACUUCCGUCUCACCCAAAGUUGCAUCGAGGGCAACUGCAAAAUGGACUUCGCUAUAUUAUUCUACCUAACAAGUUUCCGGGAGAAAGAUUUGAAGCACACAUGGAGAUCCAUGCUGGAUCUAUAGACGAGGAAGAAGAUGAGCAAGGAAUCGCCCAUAUGAUUGAACAUGUAGCAUUUCUGGGAAGUAAGAAGCGUGAAAAGCUACUGGGGACAGGAGCACGCUCAAAUGCUUACACAGAUUUCCAUCAUACAGUGUUUCAUAUUCAUUCUCCUACAAGUACAAAGGACUCUGAUGGGGAGCUACUUCCAUUUGUACUGGAUGCUCUGAAUGAGAUAGCUUUUCACCCUAAAUUUCUUGCUAAUCGGGUUGAGAAAGAGAGACGCGCGAUCCUAUCAGAACUGCAGAUGAUGAAUACCAUAGAGUAUCGUGUAGAUUGCAAUUUGCUCCAGCAUUUGCAUUCAGAAAACAAGUUGAGUGAAAGAUUCCCAAUUGGAUUAGAGGAACAGAUUAAGAAGUGGGAUUCCGAUAAAAUUAGGAAAUUUCACGAGCGCUGGUACUUCCCAGCAAAUGCCACCUUAUACAUAGUCGGGGAUAUCGAUAACAUUCCCAAGAUAGAGUAUCAGAUUGAGGCUGUGUUUGGACGAGCAGGUAUAGAAAAUGAAACAGCCUCAGUUCCAGCUCCAGCUCCUAGUGCUUUCGGUGCUAUGGCGAACUUUCUUGUCCCAAAACUUCCAGGCGGACUGGCUGCAAGUUUAUCAAAUGAAAGGUCACCUCUUUCUAUGGAUAAAUCAAAAGUUUUGAAGAAAGAGAGGCAUGCUGUUCGUCCUCCAGUCAAGCAUAAAUGGUCUCUUCCUGGUGCCGGCAUGGAUGCUAACCCACCGGAGAUUUUCCAACACGAGUUGCUUCAAAACUUCUCAAUCAAUAUGUUCUGCAAGGUUCCCAUAAGCAAGGUUCAAACAUAUGGUGACUUGCGAAAUGUUCUGAUGAAGAGAAUAUUUCUCUCAGCUUUGCAUUUCCGGAUUAACACCAGAUAUAAGAGUUCAAAUCCUCCUUUCACAUCAAUCGAAUUGGAUCACAGUGAUUCUGCAAGAGAAGGCUGUACUGUGACUACUCUCACUGUAACUGCAGAACCCAAGAACUGGGACAAUGCGAUCAAAGUUGCAGUACAUGAGGUUCGUCGGCUUAAAGAGUUCGGGGUGACGAAAGGUGAAUUGGCUCGUUACUUGGAUGCACUAAUAAAAGAUAGUGAACAUGUAGCGGCGAUGAUUGAUAAUGUCCAAUCAGUUGAUAAUCUGGAUUUUGUCAUGGAGAGUGAUGCAGUGGGUCAUACAGUUAUGGACCAAAUACAGGGACAUGAAUGUCUGGUUGCUGUUGCUGAAACAGUUACACUCGAAGAAGUCAACUCAAUUGGUGCAGAGGUGCUUGAGUUUAUAUCUGACUUUGGAGAAUCUACUGCACCACUUCCUGCAGCAAUUGUCGCGUGUGUUCCGAAAAAAAUUCAUAUUGAUGGGGUUGGUGAAACGGAAUUUAAGAUUUCACCUAUGGAAAUUACAGGGGCUAUUAAAGAAGGUUUGAAGGUACCCAUCGAAGCUGAACCAGAGCUGGAGGUGCCAAAAGAAUUGAUAUCAUCAUCACAGUUGCAGGAACUAAGGUUACAACGUGCACCAUCCUUUGUUCCGUUAAGUCAAGGAGUUGAUACCCCUAUAGUGUACGAUAAAGAAACAGGCAUCACACAGUGCCGCCUUUCAAACGGGAUUUCUGUGAAUUACAAGAUUACACAACAUGAAUCUAAGGCUGGUGUCAUGCGAUUGAUAGUUGGUGGUGGAAGAGCGACAGAAGAUUCUGAUUCAAGAGGAGCUGUAAUAGUUGGGGUUCGAACUCUUAGUGAAGGAGGUCGUGUUGGCAACUUUUCGAGGGAGCAGGUAGAACUUUUCUGUGUGAACCACCUAAUAAAUUGCUCUUUGGAGUCCACAGAGGAAUUUAUUUGUAUGGAAUUCCGAUUCACACGCAGAGAUGGUGGAAUGCGUGCUGCGUUCCAAUUACUUCACAUGGUGCUUGAGCAUAGUGUCUGGUUAGAGGAUGCAUUUGAUAGAGCAAAACAGCUAUAUCUAUCAUAUUAUAGAUCCAUUCCUAAAAGCUUAGAGAGGUCAACUGCUCACAAGCUUAUGUUGGCAAUGUUGAAUGGAGAUGAACGUUUUGUUGAGCCUACACCCCAUUCGUUGCAGAAGUUAACUCUGCAGACAGUCAAAGAUGCCGUAAUGAGUCAAUUUUUUGGGGAUAACAUGGAGGUAAGUAUUGUUGGAGAUUUCACAGAAAAUGAUAUCGAGUCUUGUAUUCUUGAUUAUCUGGGGACAGUUGGAGCAACAAAAAGGGAUGGGUUAGUGAACGGCUUCAACCCUGUCAUGUUUCGAUGUUCUCCAUCUGAUUUGAUGUUUCAACAAGUAUUCUUGAAAGACACUGAUGAGAGAGCAUGUGCGUAUAUUGCUGGUCCUGCACCAAACCGCUGGGGACUCACUGUUGAUGGACAAGAUCUUUUCCGGUCUAUUGAUAAUGGCUCACCUACAGAAGUUGCACAGUCAAGUCACGACUUGCCCUCCCUGGAAAAUAAGGAAGCUGUUGAUGAGAAUCCACUGAAUCUUCGCAGUCAUCCUCUAUUCUUUGGUAUCACACUGGGGCUUUUGGCGGAGAUAAUAAAUUCCAGGUUAUUUACAACGGUGAGGGAUUCUUUGGGGUUAACAUAUGAUGUCUCAUUUGAACUAAACCUGUUUGAUAGGCUGAAUCUCGGGUGGUAUGUGAUCUCAGUCACAUCGACUCCUGGCAAGGUUUACAAAGCUGUUGAUGCAUGUAAGAAUGUUCUUAGAGGUUUGCACAGCAGCAAGAUUGCCCUAAGGGAGCUAGACAGGGCGAAACGGACACUUUUGAUGAGACAUGAAGCUGAGACCAAACAAAAUGCUUAUUGGCUGGGAUUGUUAGCGCACUUGCAGGCCUCUUCUGUUCCAAGAAAGGACAUUUCAUGCAUUAAAGACCUGACUUUGCUGUAUGAAGCUGCUACUAUUGAGGAUAUUUACGAGGCAUAUAAUCAGCUGAAAAUAGACGAGAAUUCAUUAUUUUCAUGCAUUGGAGUUGCUGGGUCGCAGGCGGGCAAAGAUGUCAAUGAGCUGUUAGAAGAGGAAGAAUCAGACAUUGGACAUUCAGGUGUUCUCCCCAGCAGCCGUGGUCGAUCAACAAUGACACGACCAACAACAUGAACAUUCUCUGCUCGAAAUUAGUCAUUAGAUCAUAUACAACUAGGUUCCUGCAGAAACUCAGAAAGAAGAGAGGGGUGGACAGUGAGGAAUCGUCAAAUCACUGUGAGACCAGACCAAAUUUAAAGAGGAAGCAGAAGUAUGCCACGGUCCCCGAAACUUUUGAAAGCUUUCAAAUCUGUACCAUAUAAUUCUUUCGUUUUCCCCUGUGCAUCACUACUGAGACAUAAGUAAGAUAGGAAGCGGGAAAAUGGCCAAGAUAUGUAAAAUUUUAAAGCUUUCAGCUUUCAAGAUUUGGAAAAUUUGUAUCAUACAAGUUUUACCUUUUGGCAGUAGCAAAAGUCCACGGGAAAACAAUGUCUUCUUCCUUCCUUCCCCUUCUGUAUUUAUUAUUCAAUUAUAUUUUAUAUACUGACUUAAUAAGGAGAUCUUUUUUUUAAGCAUUGGAGAAUUUUGUUGAUUUUA
Molecule: messenger RNA, 4426 nt
Organism: Papaver somniferum (opium poppy)
Lineage: Eukaryota; Viridiplantae; Streptophyta; Magnoliopsida; Ranunculales; Papaveraceae
Product: stromal processing peptidase, chloroplastic-like
Exons: 25
Coding region: 122-3964 (1280 amino acids)
Molecular function (GO): metal ion binding
Source: RefSeq, a predicted model, not a curated record